AUGGUGGUUUCUCUAUCGUCUUGCCUCACCUCACUCCUUCUGGUAGCAGGAACGAUAGCACCAACUGCUGCCUAUCAGCAUGAGCCUCGUUCAGACCCAGGCUUAGACGCGUGGCGUGCAGCAAAUGAUCGCACAGCGUCUCCCCAACCAUGCCCCGAGUCGUGCCAAGAUAUUGACUCUGACUCUGGCGACUCUUCAUGCUUCAGCUCCGAGCUGGAGAAUUCGGCAAUGUCAAAAGACGAUGUUGCCGCAGUCUGCUCUACGCCCAAUCAUGAUAUAGUCCAGACUUCUGUCACUAUUGGCGAGCCUGCUGACGCCACCGGCAGCGGCAGCAGUGCUUCUCUGGACGACAUUCUCUCUGCGGGACACCAAGUCCAAAACCAUCUGAGCACAAAGGCGCCAUCUUGCACGGAGAAUGUUUUAACAUUUGGUUACUCUCAAUCUGCUGUUGUUGGUCUCUUCGCCGGCGCUGAAGUAUACCAGCAUGGUAUCCAUGCCGACAUCUUGAGCCGCUUUUUGCAAGAUGUGGAAGACAAAAAGACCUCAUCUGAAGUCCAGAUUGUCCAACUCUGCCCUAGCAAUGGUCGUGGAGCUGACUACGCAGUCGGAAUCAUUGUAGCUCCCGCCAAUGAUUUGGAUCUAGUCCAAGAGACUGUACGGACCUGGUCAGAUGGGAGAUGCGUGGCUGGGAACUUUGAGAACUAUAUGACAGUCUCUCUGCGAGUUCCUGGUCAAGUCCAAGGCUCCAACAGCACAAUCUCUUCUUCAUCUCCCUCAUCAGCGCUGUCAGAAGCGGCCCACGUCUGGACAAAGCGUAGACUGGCCGCGAGAGCUACUUGUAAAACCACUACGGUCAAACCUAACGAUGGUUGUGCUGCUGUUGCCACGCGAUGCAAAAUCAGCCAGGCAGAUUUGCAGAAAUUCAAUCCUGCCAAGAACUUCUGCACCACACUUACCUUUUGUUCGACCAUGAAAGCUGGCCAGCCAGUUUGCUGUACCCAUGGAAAGUUGCCUGAUAUUACCCCCAAGCCCAACAAAGAUGGGUCUUGCUUUGUAUAUACCAUCAAAGCAGAGGAUGGCUGUGAUUUUAUUGCUGCGUCCCAUGGGCUUACUAAAGCCAAGAUUGAAGAUCUUAAUAAGAAGACAUGGGGCUGGAAUGGAUGUGGUAAGGUGCUUAUCAAAGAUGCGCAGAUAUGCCUCAGCACAGGAACGCCUCCUUUCCCCGUCCCUGGGACUAAAAAACCGACCUCUGGAACCAGUGACGACUGGGUCAAACUAAAUCCCUGCCCUUUGAAUGUUUGCUGCAACAUUUGGGGGCAGUGCGGCACUACGGAUGACUUCUGUGUCGCCUCUAAAUCGGCGACUGGUGCACCAGGCACAAGCGCUAUCAAAAAUGGAUGUAACAUAGGUAUUUCCAGCUGCGGUAGAGACAUCAUCAAUGGCUCGGCCCCGGCCAAGACAAUGCGAGUUGCCUACUAUGAGUCCUGGAACUCGAACCGCAAGUGCCUACACAUGGAUGUGGACGAGAUUGAUACAACACAGUACACGCAUAUACAUUUUGCCUUUGCCAAUGUCACUUCAACCUUUGGCAUUGAUAUUAGCGGUGCUCAGGACCAGUUUAACCGCUUCAAGGCCAUGCCUAACACCGUCAAGAAGAUCAUCUCCUUUGGUGGGUGGGACUUUAGCACUAAGCCGGGCACUUACAACAUUCUACGCGAGGCCACUAAAGCUGCAAACAGAGCUACUUUCCAGAAUAACAUUGUUGCCUUUCUCAAACAGCAUAACCUAGAUGGUGUUGAUAUUGACUGGGAAUAUCCUGGCGCCCCGGACAUUCCGGAUAUCCCUGCCGGAGAUGCUAAUGCUGGAAAGGACUACUAUGAUACUUUGAGUGCUCUUAAGACAGCCCUCGGCAGCAGCAAGUCUGUGUCACUCGCGGCCCCAGCUUCCUAUUGGUACCUUAAGGCUUUCCCCAUUAAGGAGGUAGGAGCCAAGAUUGACUACAUCAUCUACAUGACCUAUGAUAUACACGGCCAGUGGGAUUAUAACAACAAGUGGACUUCCCCUGGUUGCCCUACUGGCAACUGUCUCCGCUCUCAUGUCAACAUCACUGAGACCAAAGAUGCCUUAUCUAUGAUUACAAAGGCGGGCGUGCCGUCCAACAAGGUCGUGGUAGGAGUCAGUAGCUACGGACGAUCGUUCAAGAUGGCUCAGGCCGGAUGCACAGGACCCAUGUGCCAAUUUACUGGCACCCCAAGAGUAUCAAAUGCGGCCAAGGGCCGCUGUACGGACACCAGUGGCUACAUCUCCAACGCAGAAAUCGAGGAUAUCCUCUUGUUUGGCAAGGUGAACAAGCAGUGGACCGAUGCUGGGUCAGACAUUCUUGUUUAUAACGACACCGAGUGGGUUGCGUAUAUGAAUGACACUACCAAGACAGCUCGGGCUACUCUGUAUGCUUCGUACAACUUUGCAGGAACAAGUGACUGGGCUGUCGACUUGCAAGAGUAUGUGGAUGACUCUGAAGAGGACGAGGGCCCUGAUGACAACUUUGUCGCCGUCAUUAAUGACAAUUAUUAUGCAAAAUGCGACACUAAUUAUACCAGCCUAGACCAGCUUACAGAUAACAAGGGCAGUAUUCCCUACUACUGCAUGGAUCAGUAUAUCGUCGAUGUGGAAAUCCAGAUCUUGACCGACGCGUUAGCCAAGUACAAGGAUCUUGUCAGCAGCGGCUAUGACGAUAAAUUCAAAAUCUACGAGGAGUACACUACCGAGCUGGUCCCCACUCAGAUCAACGCCUUCAUGGGCAACGGCCAUGCCGAUGAUUUCUUCAAGUGUGAAGAGACGAGCCAUAGCACAUGCUGUUCCAGUUGCGAGGUAGUAGCUUGCAGUUCAGUCUGCGACCACUCACCAGACUGCAAGGAUGGUCUUCUUAGCAACCAUGCAAUAACCUGUCCCACAGUCUACAAGGAUGGACCGGAUAAUGUCGACUGGCUCAACACACAGGUGCCCAAUACGACGUACACUCUGAAUGACUCGGAUGGCUUUUACAAGGCCAUCAAUGAUAAUUACGGAAUUGAAAAAGAUUGGAUUGAGUUUGGUGAUGUUGAUAUAAAACUCACAGAGGGCUGUCAGUUCAAAGAGGAUAUCAGGGAAUGUCAGCGAGAACACGAUGAUUGGUUCUGGAACUAUCCUCAAGCUGCCAGCGACAUCAAGGUCUUCAACCCCAAGGACGUGAUUGGCCAAUCGUUUGACAAAUCUCAAGAUUUGCUCGCCAACCUCAGGAUACUACGGGCCAUUGGCUCCCUGGACUCUCAACUCGACAUGGCGGAUGUGGCCGAUGCGGCUUCUCUGCCGGCCUUGACGAUGGCGCUCGCCGUGGCGAGCAUGGAAAAAGUUGUCAAGGAGGCUGAUGAUAUCAAAAAGCAAGAGCGAGAGGAGAUGAUUGCCAACUUUAUCGGCGCCAUUCUAUUCUUCAUCCCCUUUGUAGGAGAAGCGGUGGAUAGUAGCAUGGUUGCUAUCCGCUCUGCCUUGGAGAUGGCUGAGGCUGCGGGAGAGGCUGGUCUGCUGGCUUACAGCAUUGUGCAGGAUCCUAGUAAUGCCUUUAUGGCUGUGUUUAGCACACUGGCGGGUGCAGGCAUGAGCCGUUCGGCGUGGUCAAAGGCUGCUAAUGAGAGGAGAGGGAUGAAGGAGGAUGAUAUCGGAAAGUUGGGGUCGAUUAAGGAUGAUUUGGCCAAGAUUGAUAAUGUCCGUGGAGGAAUGUGCAGGUUUUAAUUACCUUGACAUGAAUGGGAUGUUGAUAUAAUUGAAUGCAUCGAUUCUGACCAGGGGUAAAAUGCCCGCAC
This is a messenger RNA of Trichoderma harzianum CBS 226.95, 3839 nucleotides long. RefSeq names its product glycoside hydrolase family 18 protein. The coding region runs from base 1 to 3768 and encodes 1255 amino acids. The record is from RefSeq and is a predicted model, not a curated record. Gene Ontology annotation, molecular function: hydrolase activity, hydrolyzing O-glycosyl compounds; chitin binding. Lineage: Eukaryota; Fungi; Ascomycota; Sordariomycetes; Hypocreales; Hypocreaceae. Gene Ontology annotation, biological process: carbohydrate metabolic process. The transcript has 7 exons.